AUGUCUUCCAUUACCCCCGCCCACACUAUCGUCCUCAUUACGGGCGCCAAUCAAGGCCUUGGCUAUGAGUGCGUCAAGAAGCUGGCCGCCGAACAGCCCAACUAUCACAUUAUCUUGUGCUCUCGGAACUUUGAGCGAGGCCAGGAGGCCGCAAAGGCUGUUUCCAAUCUCGCCCCUGGCACAUCAGUCGAGGCACUGGAGCUUGACAUCAACAAUGACGAACAUAUCGCAAAGGCCGCCAAGUUCGUCCAGGACACUUACGGUCGCCUUGACGUUCUGUUCAACAAUGCCGGUAUCGUCAGCGACCCCUCUGCCACCACUGUCCGCGAGAGUUUUCUCAAAGUCAUCGAGACCAAUGCCGUGAGCGCCAUGUGUGUGACCGAUGCGUUUCUACCCCUGCUUAAGAAGGCCGAAGUGCCCCGACUUCUCUUCAUGUCGUCCAGCCUGGGCUCAUUGGCCCUGAACUUGGACAAGUCCUGGCCUUACUAUGCCGUGUUCCAGGGGAGGCCUUACAUCACGUCCAAGGCCACCAUGAAUAUGAUUGCUGUACUUUGCCACGUAUACGAGGGAAAGGACGGCAUCAAGGUCAAUGCGAUCAAUCCUGGUUACCGAGCCACCAAUCUCAACAAUUACAACAAAAUGGCAGGCAACCCGGCUGAUGGAGCCAUCGAGGCAUGCAGGCUGAUCGUCGAUACGGACAAAAAUGGCCAGACUGGCACAUUCACCUCCACGGAAGGCAUCGAACCCUGGUAG
Molecule: messenger RNA, 753 nt
Organism: Capronia coronata CBS 617.96
Lineage: Eukaryota; Fungi; Ascomycota; Eurotiomycetes; Chaetothyriales; Herpotrichiellaceae
Exons: 1
Coding region: 1-753 (250 amino acids)
Source: RefSeq, a predicted model, not a curated record